AUGUCCCGGCCACCGCAGGGCUAUGGUCAACAGCAACCAAGAGUAGGCGCCACUUUUUAUCCUGGUGGUACGGACGAUUACUAUGUCCCAGAAGUCAUCUCCCCUUCUCCUCAAAGAGUGAUGCCUGAGGUCCCUGAAAACAUGCAGGAUAAUAUUGCCCAUCUCGAGCACGAGGCUCGCGGUCCAAGGUCGUUUAGCGGUCAGCAACCACCGUCGUACGAUCGACCCCAGUUUCCUGACCGUUCCUCUUCCAUGCCCUCGCCAGGCUACAAUAAUCAAGACAGCUAUUAUAAUGGUGCAAGUUCCGGUAGCAAUUCAUACAACCAAUCGUCCGUCUACGAUGGCAUGGAUCACCCGAACUUCUCUCCCUUCCCGGUGCUUCGCAAUCCUCCCCCCAAUGUCCCUCCAACUGACGAACAAAAGGAGGCAAAUCUGGAAAAGGGGCGCGUCGCAGUUCUGUCGUCCAAUGACCCGGAAAUGCAGCUCGCUUGGGCUCAAGAUGCCCUCUCAUACGUGGAGAUAGCCAUGCAGAACGAGAUGCGAACGUCGCAAAACCAGCCUGCGCGACCACACACGCCUCAGGUGGAACAUCAGCUGAGGACGGAUGCUCUGAGCAUUGUGACUUUUCUCUCGGAACAGCGCCACCCGCAUGCCGAGUUCAUCAAAGGCAUGUGGUUGGAGUUUGGUAAAUUCGGUUUCCGCGUCGACAAGAAGGAGGCUUUCCGCUGUUAUUCUCGUGCGGCAGAAAAGGGAUAUGCGCGCGCAGAGUACCGAAUUGGCAUGCAGUUCGAGAGCUCCAAUGAGCCCGCAAAGGCGAUAAGACAUUAUGAGAAAGGUGUUUCUAUGCGGGAUUCGGCCUCCUACUACCGUCUUGGUAUGAUGAUUCUCCUAGGCCAGCAUGGACAACGACAGGAUUACAGCAAAGGUUUGGAAUACAUUCGUUAUGCUGCACAGACCUGUGAUGAGAAUGCGCCUCAGGGUGCUUACGUCUAUGGAAUGUUACUCUCCCGGGAACUACCUCAAGUCGUGGUGCCUGAGCAAUAUCUGCCCAUUGAUAUCAACGGCGCUCGAGUAAAUAUUGAAAAGGCGGCGUAUCAUGGAUUUGCCAAAGCUCAGGUCAAGAUGGGAGCCGCUUAUGAAUUAGGUCAACUGGGAUGCGAUUUCAACCCCGCAUUAUCACUACAUUACAACGCUCUGGCCGCUAGACAAGGCGAACCAGAGGCCGAAAUGGCGAUCAGUAAAUGGUUCCUUUGUGGCCAUGAAGGGCUUUUCGAGAAGAAUGACGAGAUCGCUUUUACAUACGCCCAGCGCGCCGCUCAAAGCGGGCUACCCACUGCAGAGUUUGCGCUUGGUUACUUUUACGAAGUCGGAAUUCAUGUCCCCGUUGACAUCCAGGAGGCCCGAAGAUGGUAUGCUAAGGCAGCUGCCAGUGGCAAUAAGGAUGCUGCCGGUCGAAUUGACAGCAUAUCGCGUUCCAAGACCCUUUCUCGAAAAGACCAUGAGCAGGUCGCCAUUGCUCGAAUUAAAUCCCAAUACGGAUCAGCUGGUCGACCGCGACCGUCUUAUGGAGGAGCAGCACAAGCCGCUGCUAUGUCGCCGCCUCAAGAAACCUUGGAGAUGCCCGACCCCUCACGGAUGCGUAUAUCCGACGACGGAUACGGAGCACCGUAUGGAGCCAACGGACAGGGCUACGGACGUGGUAGCGCAUAUGGGGGUCCUCAACAACUAGCUGAGGUUCGCCCUAGCUCUGCGUUUGGAAUCAACCCCAGUAUUAGCUCAGGAAAUUAUGGCCCCGCUGGCCCUGCUAGUCCAGGCGGUCCAGGCCCAGGUCCAGGGGGAUAUGGCCGCGUUCCCUCGGGUGGUCCUAUGGGAUAUCGUCAAGGUGGUUCUGGUCCCAACUCGCCUAAGAUGCCACCGCCUGGCGAUCCACAGGGUGGCCCCCGGCCAGAUAUCGGAUAUUCUGCACCUCUAGACUCGGACCGCCGACGACGACUCCAACGACCCGAUCCUCAAGGCAUGAGCCGGCCUUCUCCAGAUAUGAACCAUGGCAUGCCACCAGAUCGCCGUGCCGGCAGAACGCCAGAUUUCAGUAGCAGACAGUCGUCCGGUGCUUAUCCUCCUCGAAACCAGUCGAUGCCUCCAGGGUCAAUGCCUCCAGGAGGCCCCGGCCGUCCUUCCCCAGCCACCACCCCACGACCACCUGGUGCUCCAAUGAACCAGCCUCCUAUGAGUGGCGCACCUCCUUCGAACCCGCCCUCGAAACCGAGCACUCCGGCGGCCAAGCCAUCGCCCGCGCCUAGUAAAGGGCCAAAGACAUUUGAGGAGAUGGGUGUCCCUCAAGGAAAACAUGAGAGUGAAUGCAUUUUGAUGUGA
This is a messenger RNA of Talaromyces atroroseus, 2373 nucleotides long. RefSeq lists its product as hypothetical. Gene Ontology annotation, molecular function: protein binding. Bases 1 to 2373 code for a protein of 790 amino acids. The record is from RefSeq and is a predicted model, not a curated record. Lineage: Eukaryota; Fungi; Ascomycota; Eurotiomycetes; Eurotiales; Trichocomaceae. The transcript has 5 exons.